Molecule: messenger RNA, 1623 nt
Organism: Vanderwaltozyma polyspora DSM 70294
Lineage: Eukaryota; Fungi; Ascomycota; Saccharomycetes; Saccharomycetales; Saccharomycetaceae
Gene: MUD2
Product: Mud2p
Exons: 1
Coding region: 1-1623 (540 amino acids)
Cellular component (GO): U2-type prespliceosome; nuclear speck; commitment complex
Molecular function (GO): poly-pyrimidine tract binding; pre-mRNA 3'-splice site binding
Source: RefSeq, a predicted model, not a curated record
AUGAGUAUUGAACAGUCUUUGGAGGAUGUUAGGUCGAAGAUUAUAGCCUCGAUGGCGUCGAAAAACAGUGGUGAUUCGAAUUCAUCUAGUGGUCAAGAAGAUAAUAAAAGGACUAAAUAUGAGAGGUUACCUAGUGGUCCAAGACAAGGUAAUCAAAGUAGAUUUGAGAACAAGGAUGUUGGGUAUUCAAAUUAUCAUAAUCGCCAACAACACCAGCAUCAACAUCAACAUCAACACCAACCGUCGGGCAGUAGGUAUAGAGGGAAUACAUACAACGAUAGAACAUCGAAUAGGUACAACAAUGGUUAUCGUAUGAAUAAUAGGUACCAGGGUGGUAAUAAUAACAAUAACAAUGGUAAUAAUAGACCAUAUCAAAAGAUGGCAAUGAGAGGUAAUAAUAAUGUUGUUAACCCUUUAGAUAUUUGUGAUUUCUCUUUUAGAGAUGAAGAGCUGGCAAAUGUGACGUCUAUUGACAAGAGGCAAAGAAUGAAACCUACUAGAUGGGAUGUGACACCAGAAGGGUUUGAGAAAGUUUUAGCAGAGAGAGCUAAACUAUCUGGGUUGUUCCCACAACCUGGUCAACCACAAGAAUUAGACAGAACGAAAUUAGCAAGAGUUGUGUUUCAUGGAGGUACUAAAAGCAGAAGAACAAGGAUAUUGUUCGAAGACGCUACUGAGAAUAUGCUGAAUGAAUCUAAAGCUAGUUGUCAAGUUGUGAUUACUGGUGUGAAGAAAGAAUUUGAAUUACCAUCAUUGGAAAAUCUAGUGACGGUCAUGUUGGAAGGAAUGGAAGAAGAAUACGAGCUAAAAUCUAUAAAGAAAGCUACGAAUAAAGGGGAAGAGGAUGACCAUGAGGGAUAUGUAGUGAUAGAGGUGAAUUGUGGUGAGGCUGCUACUAUUCUUAUUUCUGCUCAAUGGUAUAUCAAGGAUAAACUUGGCGAAGCAUUUGAUGAAGCAAAGUGGAGUCGACCAGGAAGUUAUAUUGGUCAGACAGGCGAAGAAGACAGCAUCAGUGAUCAUUCUGCGAUUGCAAUAAAGGUUGACCAAGAGGAUGAGAAAAACAUACAAGAGAAAUAUGGACCAUUAAAAUUUACCAAAAUGAUAACAUACAAAGAAAAAAGUGCUGAUGGCGAAAGUAAGAUGAUCGACACAGGUAUGAUGCUAAUACCUGGUAUUGAAGAAGAAGAUAAGAAGCUUCAAGGCGUUAAAUGGAUCAAACCUAAUGAAUCGUCAAGUAUGAAACAAGAACGCGGUGGGGUCACGUUCCAAAGCAUCAGCAAGCUAGUGGUUGAGAAGAAGAGGAAAGAAAGCAAGACCUUAUUGUUAUUAAAUUGUGUGGACCCACUAGAUUUGAAAAACCUUCAAUUUCUAGAAGAGAUCAAAGACACCAUUGAAGAAGGAUUGGAAGGAGUAGAGAAAGUAAAGAUUCGGAGUCCUAAUGCGGACUAUCGAUUAAACCUUGAACAUGUCAAUGAAGGCAUUGGGAAUAUAUAUAUAAGAUUCGAUAGCGUUGAAAAUUGCCAGGAAGCUAUUAAACGGUUGUCUGGAUCUAAAUUCAACGACAGAACGGUAUUAUGUAGUUAUUACGACGACAAUGACUUUGAUCAUUUUGAACUUCUAUAG